UGUCUUCUUUUGAAACUUCAAGGAUCCCCCCACCUAUAUUCACACAUAAAUAUUCUCCCCCCUCUUCAAUCCUCCACCCAAAACACUCAAUGCAUCCACAACAAACACAAAUUCACCCUUCAACCACUUCCAUGGAGGAACAACAUCAAUUUGAACAUCAUGUUCUAAAUCUGAAUCCCCAACCAACGGAUCAUGAUCUUGAUCUUGAUCAUCACAGUCAUAAUGAUGAUCUAGAUCAAGAUCAUGAUGAUGGUCGUGCUAUUACAGAUCUUGAUCAAGAUUUAGAAAACAAAUUAAAUUACGAAGCGGGCCCGGUUUAUUGUACGGACAACAACCCGCCGGACUCGUAUGCAAUCUGCGAGACCAAAGUAGCUGAAUGGCUAGACCGCAACACGUUCAUGGAGCGCAAGGCUUCGGUGAAGUUCGCCUGCACAAAAAACCUAGACCCAUGUCAAACCCGAGCUUCUCGACGCUCGGUCUCCAUAAACCAGAAACCGAAGCUGUCGAUAAUCGGGUUCAGAAAAAAACCGGUUCAUCAAACCGAUGGGAGGUCAAAGCAUAAUGAUAAGGUGGAAAACGUGAGGCUGUUUAGGAACCGGUCUGAACCGGGGAGGGACUACUGUUUGUUGAUAACUGAACCGGUUUCUCCUAGGGUUUCGUGUGUUGGUCGGGUUGGUUCGGUGCGGGUUAAAGGUAGGAAGGCUGGGGUUUGGAGGAGUUUCAAGGCUGCUUUUUCGAACCUGGUUCAGACCAAUAGAGUGGCAAAGAUAGCGGCUUGAUACCGGUCUGAACCGGUUUAGAUGUUUUGCCGGUCGACGGUCAGGCGGCUGUAUUAUAAUUAUGGUUAAGAUGUCAAAUUAUUUUUUUGGUCAAAUUUCGUUAUAGUUGAAUUUACUUGUAAUUAUUAUUAUUAUUAUGGUGUCCAACUGUAUGCUAUCUCAUUGUCCAUGGCCUAUAAUUGAGACUGAAGAGAUAGUCGUUUUGGACAUUUUGUGACAACUAUAUACAUAAAUGAUUUAAGAGAAAAAUGUUCGGAUA
This is a messenger RNA of Helianthus annuus (common sunflower), 1038 nucleotides long. RefSeq lists its product as uncharacterized. The record is from RefSeq and is a predicted model, not a curated record. The transcript has a single exon. Lineage: Eukaryota; Viridiplantae; Streptophyta; Magnoliopsida; Asterales; Asteraceae. Bases 90 to 779 code for a protein of 229 amino acids.